AUGGCGGACCUGAUGGCUGCCACCAGCGGACUUCCUGCUACAUCCGGCGGCAAUGGGGCGGCAUCUACCCGCCGUCCCACAGCUGGGCCUGCGCCGACCAGUUCGCCGUCUGGAAUUCGAGGGCCGAGGAUGAUUAUGCAAGAACGGGCUGCCAGAGAAGCGAGACAGAGGGCAGAAGCUGAACAGCUGGCUCUAGAACGAAGCAGAGCCGAGCAGGAAGCACGUUUGCUGGAUGAAACACGACGAAGGAAUGCCGAACGUCCAUCUGCUGGCGUUGCUGCUGGGCAACUCAGCGGCACAGAGCCGCCACAACUGCAGCAGCAGCAACACUCACCACCCCGUGGUCGUGGCCAAGCUGCCCAAGAAGCCACACAUGCUCAUAGAGUCCCAGCCGCAGUACCUACGGCUAAACCAUCAGCAGAGCAGCAAAUACCUGCACAAUUUGCACCCAACACCACCCAGCAACCUACCAGAUCACCUACAUAUGUCACAUCUAGUGGCCGGCCGCGGCCCCAACAGCAGACCAUUGCCCCGGCGGAACCCACGACUCAACCCACGGAGCCUGCGAAGCCUAGGAAUUCGUUCCCCCAUGCCUUUGAGCGGUGGGAAACGCUAUCUGCUCAUUGGGAGGGCCUGACAAGCUACUGGAUUAGGAAACUAGAGCAGAACAAGGACGACAUCAACCGCGACCCCUUGAGCCAACAACUCGCGCGGCAAGUUACUGACUUGUCAGCGGCUGGUGCCAACUUGUUUCAUGCGGUGGUCGAACUACAACGGCUACGCGCCAGCUCAGAGAGAAAGUUCCAGCGUUGGUUCUUUGAGACCAGAGCCGAGCUGGAACGAGCGCAGGAGGUCAAUGGCAUGCUCGAAAAGGCGCUGGAAAGAGAACGACGAGACCGCGCGAAUGCCAUUCGCGAUGCCAUCGUCCAUGAACGAGACACGUCCAAGGCCGAGAAACAGCUUGCUGAGAUGCGCAAGGAGCUGCAGAUUUCCAAGGAAGAAGCGCGCAGAGCUUGGGAGGAACUCGGACGGAGAGAGCAAGAGGAGCGAGACAGAACUUUAUCAUUACAGUCGGGCCACCCUACCGUUGUUGGCGGCGUACAAGUUGUUCCUAUGACGCAUGGCGGCGUCAGCCGGCAGGGCACCACCAGGAGGGAGCCAGAGGCGUAUCAAGCCGAGUACCCGCAAAGCUACGGCCCCGAGCACCCACAGGCGCCCUCGGCAGCAUCACCGACGACUUCGGGCCCCAGCGGCACCUAUUACAGACCCCACGAGCAGGGGCAGUCGCAUGCCCGAGGCAGAUCCGGCGGCUCAGAGGGCGCAUUCAGCGAAGGUGAGUACAUUAUUGACGCUGCAGGCAACUUUGUUCUCGACUCUCGAGGGCAGAAAAUCCCCUUUGUUGCCGCACCGCCCUCUGGAGCUUCGGUUUCUGAUCCGGAGGCAGACGAUUACGAUACGCCAGCAACGACGAACCCGCCCAGUGGUGCCCACGAGCCUGCAUCCGCGCCCGAGGGCGAGGGUAGAUGGACCGGUGAUUAUUCGGAUCCCCAGGACUACUCUGGGCAGGGAUAUGGUGCACCUGGCUGGGAGACUGUUCCGCGGCAUCACCAUCCAACGCGGCUGAGCGACGUGAUUGAGGAGGAGGAUGAGCGAAGUCGCACGAGCGCAAGUCAAAGCCGGGGCCAUUGA
Molecule: messenger RNA, 1689 nt
Organism: Metarhizium brunneum ARSEF 3297
Lineage: Eukaryota; Fungi; Ascomycota; Sordariomycetes; Hypocreales; Clavicipitaceae
Source: RefSeq, a predicted model, not a curated record